Molecule: messenger RNA, 1302 nt
Organism: Prorocentrum cordatum
Lineage: Eukaryota; Dinophyceae; Prorocentrales; Prorocentraceae
Source: the annotation of a GenBank genome assembly
AGCCAUUUUGGUUCAAGUGCCAGCAUGCCAUUCUGCGUCCCAUUCUACUCUCCCCUCGGCCGCCCGGCACCACUGGCUCCGCGCGGGGGCGCGUCGCGAUGGAGGCGCCGGCGCCGCGGCUCCAGCCGAGCGCGGGGAUCCGCGCGGCCUGGGCCGGCGCGGCGGGCAGGCCUCGGGAAAGGCCGGCUGCCAGCCCGCUGCUCGCCUGCGGCGCGGCGCUCCUUGGCCCCCCGCCCCGGCGCGGCCGCCGCUGCGCCCGGGCGGCGGCGACUGCGACCAAGCGGGUCACGAAGACAAGGACCCUGACGCAGACCCAGACGCAGACGAAGUCGCAGACGAAGUCUCAGACCAAGACUGAGAACAGGUGGGCUCUGCUGGUGCAUGCCCCGGCGCGGCAGAACCGUUGGUGGCAGUUCUGGAAGCCAAUCGCCAUACGCGUGGGCCUGGCCGAGCUCACUGUGAGGCAGUUCUCUGAUCUACUUGCGGACGCCGUUGGGGAGUUGAGUCCGUCCGACACCUUCCGCGCCGCGUGCGCGCUCGCAGAAAGCGCCAUGAUGAACGAGAUCGGCAUUGCCGCCAUUGUCUCUGCCGAGAGGCAUGUCGUGGAGAAAUAUCAGCAGCAGCUACGCCGGCGCAUCCCGCACUUGGACGUGUCCGUCGCCCCCGAGUGACUCGGCAAGUGGCGGCGGCCGCUGCCUGGCAGAGGCCCGCCAGCGUCCCUCCUCCUCCUUCUCCUCCUUCAUUCGUCCCUACAUGUGUCCGCCGUCUUCCACCACCCCUUCCUCCAAACCACGGUUUGGAACACCUCAUGGAGGUUCGACCUCCGUGGUGGAAGCUUACCUCCUCCAUGUUUUUGGGGGAUCCCAAGUUAGGGCCAGAUCUUCAAAAUUGAGCUUUCGGUUCUUCCUCUGGGUAUGUCUCCUCGUCCUUUUUCUGCAAUUCUCCAUCCCCCAUCGGGGUGGCUCCAAUCACAUGCGGCCAAUCGGGAUGGGCCCGCAUGUCGCCCGUGGGCCGAGGAUGGCGCACUCCUUUCGCGCUUUGCCACCCGCGUUGUUCGUCGAAUGCAGUGCAGGAUUGGGUUCUUAGCCUGGAUGGUUGAUUGUGAUUCCUACUGCUUGGAUUGGAUUGUUUGCGUAUUUGAGCGACUGCGUUUUCAGAGGGAUUCGCUGAUAGUGUUGCCCACGCCGUUGUUGCGUGGAUCUCUGUGCUAAGACGCCGAAGUUGUGCCUCGAGCGCCCCAUGCCGUUACUAGUAUGGGUACAGUGCUACUAACAUGGCCCCCGUGGGGUCUUAUCAGCAGAA